This is a messenger RNA of Herpailurus yagouaroundi (jaguarundi), 4311 nucleotides long. RefSeq names its product 6-phosphofructo-2-kinase/fructose-2,6-biphosphatase 3 (gene PFKFB3). Gene Ontology annotation, cellular component: cytosol. Gene Ontology annotation, biological process: fructose 2,6-bisphosphate metabolic process; fructose metabolic process. The coding region runs from base 108 to 1628 and encodes 506 amino acids. The record is from RefSeq and is a predicted model, not a curated record. Lineage: Eukaryota; Metazoa; Chordata; Mammalia; Carnivora; Felidae. The transcript is spliced from 17 exons. Gene Ontology annotation, molecular function: 6-phosphofructo-2-kinase activity; ATP binding; fructose-2,6-bisphosphate 2-phosphatase activity.
CCUCCCUCGCCCGGCGCCCGCAGGCGCCCCCGAGCCGCGAGGCUGGCACUCGGACGUCGCCCGGCUUCGGUAUCCCGGGCCGGCCCCGCGGGGCGCACCCCUCCGCGAUGCCCUUCAGGAAAGCCUGUGGGCCGAAGCUGACCAACUCCCCCACGGUGAUCGUCAUGGUGGGGCUCCCAGCCCGGGGUAAGACGUACAUCUCAAAGAAGCUGACUCGAUACCUCAACUGGAUCGGCGUCCCCACGAAAGUGUUCAACGUCGGGGAGUACCGCCGGGAGGCCGUCAAACAGUACAGCUCCUACAGCUUCUUUCGCCCCGACAACGAGGAGGCCAUGAAAGUCCGCAAGCAGUGCGCUCUGGCUGCCCUGAGAGACGUCAAAAGUUACCUGACGAAGGAAGGGGGCCAAAUUGCAGUGUUCGAUGCCACCAAUACCACCAGAGAGAGGAGACACAUGAUCCUUCAUUUUGCCAAAGAAAAUGAUUUCAAGGUGUUUUUCAUUGAGUCUGUGUGCGAUGACCCUAUGGUUGUGGCCUCCAACAUCAUGGAAGUUAAAAUCUCUAGCCCGGAUUACAAAGAUUGCAACUCAGCAGAAGCUAUGGACGACUUCAUGAAGAGAAUUAGUUGCUACGAAGCCAGCUAUCAGCCCCUCGACCCUGAUAAAUGUGACAGGGACCUGUCCUUGAUCAAGGUGAUCGACGUGGGCCGGAGGUUCUUGGUGAACAGAGUUCAGGACCACAUUCAGAGCCGCAUCGUGUACUACCUGAUGAACAUCCACGUGCAGCCCCGCACCAUCUACCUGUGUCGGCACGGCGAGAGCGAGCACAACCUCCAGGGCAAGAUCGGAGGGGACUCGGGUCUGUCCAGCCGGGGCAGGAAGUUUGCCAAUGCCCUGAGCAAGUUUGUGGAGGAGCAGAACCUGAAGGACCUCAAGGUGUGGACCAGCCAGCUGAAAAGCACCAUCCAGACGGCGGAAGCCCUGCGUCUCCCCUACGAACAGUGGAAGGCGCUCAACGAGAUCGACGCCGGUGUCUGUGAGGAGAUGACCUACGAGGAGAUCAGGGACACCUACCCUGAGGAGUACACUCUGCGGGAGCAGGACAAGUACUACUACCGCUACCCCACCGGGGAGUCGUACCAGGACCUGGUGCAGCGCCUGGAGCCGGUGAUCAUGGAGCUGGAGCGGCAGGAGAACGUGCUGGUCAUCUGCCAUCAGGCCGUCCUGCGUUGCCUCCUCGCCUACUUCCUGGAUAAGAGCGCAGAGGAGAUGCCUUACCUGAAAUGCCCCCUUCACACCGUCCUGAAACUGACACCUGUCGCUUACGGUUGCCGCGUAGAGUCCAUCUACCUGAACGUGGAGUCUGUGAGCACACACCGGGAGAGGUCAGAGGAUGCAAAGAAGGGACCUAACCCGCUCAUGAGACGCAAUAGUGUCACCCCACUAGCCAGCCCCGAGCCCACCAAAAAGCCUCGCAUCAACAGCUUUGAGGAGCAUGUGGCUUCUCCCUCCGCUGCCCUGCCCAACUGCCUGCCCCCGGAGGUGCCCACGCAGCUGCCUGGACAACCUUUGCUAGGGAAAGCCUGUUUACGAACUGUUUGUCACAUUUUCUCAAAGUUUUCUCCCUACUAACCUUGGAAAGAACAUGAAGAGCACCCAGAGUGGCAUCGACACCAGGAUGCACUGAGGCAGGCCCGUCGGCUCCGUGCCUGUUCUGUUCCUGCAGCUUCUCCUUAGUGCUUUUCCACCCGCCCGAGGCCAGCCAUCCCCAGGACGUCUUCCGAACAGGGUGGGUGGUGUAGAAGAGGGGCCCGCCGCUCAGACAGAACCGUGCCCCCGACGGCGGCUGAGACCCCAGGAGGCCCCUCCCGUGUGCGCACCCCGCGCUGGCGGCCCCCCCACCCCCCGCCCCCAGCCUCGCUGACCCCCCACGAGGCUCGGAAAGGACAAUGAGCGGUGGAAGAGGGGAGAGAGGGCCCUGAGGAGGGGACGGUGGCCUCCAGGCUCUUCUGUUUUGUUUCGUUUCUGUGAUCCUGACCUGGUAUGUUCCCAGCCUGGGGAGAGGACACGGGCCCCAGAAUCCUAAAAUCGAAGGGGGUCUAGUUGCUGAAGAAGAAGGGAUGUUGAAAACUGUCACAAGGCUCUUCUGUGAGUCGUGGCCCCGGACGUUGCCUCGUGAGGGCAGGACUCGGGCGCGUGCUGGGUUGGGGCCGGUCCCGGAGAAGGAGGGUGAAGGCUCUGAGCCACCGUGCGGUGCGUCCACAGCUUGCCGGGUCUGCGUCCUGCCUCGGAAGAGGGUGGCUCACGCACAGUGUGGUCGUGCAGGCGAAAGGAAAGGUUCUGCCGGAACAGUCCCGGGGCCUCACCCCCCCCCCCCCCCCCCCAGGGAGCUCUGCUAUCUCUGCCCUCCCGCCUGGGCCCCAGGCCCCCCUGGAGCUGCUUGCUUUUGCACUUUUUCAACGGCAGAAGGCGGGACCUGAAGGUUGUACCUUCUCUCCACGAACUUACAUGUUUGGGGUUUGUUCCCGUGGGGGCUGGAGCUCGGAAAGAACAUGGGGAGUCGGGUGCGCCCGUGCCAUGGGGAGCUCGGAGGGACCCAGGAAACCAGCCGGAGAGCAAGUCAUGUGGAUCAUUGCCAGGCUGACCCAGAUGGUGGCACAGAGAUGAUCAAGGGUCACCUCCUUCCUCCAGGAUGUUCGUCGCCUCCCUGUGCUUCCCAGGUGGGGAUGGUGGCCCAGCCGAGACCUCACUUGCGGCCACUUCCUCCAGGAGGCUGCCUGUGGUCUCCUGGCAGGACUGAGGACUGAGCUCAGCCUGCUUGUUUUUGUGCAGCACCUGCCCUACGCCCAGCGGGUGCCCGGUGCUGCGAAGUCCGAAGAAGACGGUGUCCUCGCUGGUGUUCGUGGCACCUGUGGCAUCUUUUUGGGGUGGCUCACAGCAGGGAGACGUGUGGUUCGAAAUACCUGUAGUUUCUGCCUCCUGGUUUCUCCUCGCUGCCUCCACGUCCUGGGGAAAAGGAGGCGUCUUGAGGCCCAGACAGAACGAUUUGGAGACUCCGGCGUAGGAUUUGUCCAAGUGACCCUUUGAGGACCUCUCAAAGCUGGAGCCAAAGGUCACUUCCCUUGCUUGCCCUCUGCUUUCAAGCCUGACGGUCUCGCCCCCUCUUGUCUUACGGGACAGGCUCUGGGAGAGCGGCUGUGGGGGCUUGGACAUCCGGAGAGGGCACCGGACAACGCGUGUUUCUCUGGUUGGGGUUCAGUGGGAAACUGGGAUGUGCUGUAGAUGCCCUGCGGUCAAGUUCAUGGGUUUCACACCAAAACCCGCCCCCUCCCCCCCACCUCCUUCCCAGCCGGGCACCGUGCCCGAGGAGAUGUAACAUCUCUUCCUGUGUGACGGAAGAAGGGCUAUUUCCCUUUCCUGCCAACUGAGUCUCGUCGGGUGGCGAGUGUGCACGGGCACAAGCAUGUGCUUGUGGGUUGGUCUUCUCCCUGGCAGCCCAGCUCUCGCGAAACGGCUUCCACGUGUCCCUCUCUCUGGCCUCCUUUUCACACCGGUUGUCGGAGCCCACGCUGAGCUUUGACCCUUCCUGCCGAUGAUGCUCGUGGGGCUGGGUGUGGGUGUGGGUGCCCCGCCCGCCUCCGGCCGCUGAGGUCAUUACCCACCGAAGCGAACAUCCUGCACACGCGUUUGUCGGGGCCUAGAUGAGGCGACAGAACGCGCCAGCGGACGAGGAGCGAGACCUCAGAGGUUGCAGAAGGCUGCCCAACCGAAAGCCGUGAUCGGACUCGAGGCGCCAGCUGGGGGACGUGUUUGACCUGCACUCACGGGGCUCCUGCCACUCUGACUAUGGCCUCUCCCCGCCCCCCUCCCCCGGCCCCCCGAAAACCACCUGGGACCAAUUUUGUUCACUUGGCAUAGUUGUUUGUGGGCGGGUUUCCCCUCCUCAUUCUGUGCGGAGACCGUGGGCGAAGCUCGUCGUUUGCGGGCAGCAGAGGAACGGCCGCACCAAUGAUGUUUUUCGUUUGUAAUACUUGAAAUUUAUUUUUUUAUUAUUUUGAUAGCAGAUGUGCUAUUUAUUUAUUUAAUAUGUACAAGGGAGCCUGAAAAUAGAAAGCUGUAUAGAUUGGGUGUAGUUCGGUGGUUGGUUUUGGGGGGCCUUUUACGUGUGACUCAUGACUUCUCUGUGUUCUGUAUAGUUGUCUGAAUUAACGACCUGGGAUGACGCUGUGCCAGCUUUCAAACAGGGGAUGCUUUUCAGAAAUUUGUAUAUUUUGCAGUUGCCAGAACAAUAAAGUACCUGAUUGAAAUACGCUGA